Messenger RNA from Belonocnema kinseyi, 3618 nucleotides. RefSeq names its product trafficking kinesin-binding protein milt (gene milt). The record is from RefSeq and is a predicted model, not a curated record. The transcript is spliced from 9 exons. Lineage: Eukaryota; Metazoa; Arthropoda; Insecta; Hymenoptera; Cynipidae. The coding region runs from base 435 to 2972 and encodes 845 amino acids.
CGAUCUCCUUCGUCGCCAAAGCUGUGUCCAAGCUGGCCGCCGUGGAGGAUGUGGGUCCAAAGCGGCCCGAAUCUUCGUUUGACACCUCCCUGAAGGUUUCACCCACGGCUAGGGCUGCUUUACAAUUAUUGAAACAGAGAAGACCUUUCACCUCCAUCUCCACCUCCGCUACCACCCGAGACGCAGAGACCAUUACAGAGGUGUGCAGCGGAGGUGAGGUUCCUGAAGUGGAAAUUAUUAGUUUGCUGGAAGAACAAAUUCCAAAGUAUCGACUACGAGCAGACGCACUUACACAAUUUCAAGGAUACGAAAACGCGGAUUGGUUCGUUCCAGCACCUGCUCUUCGAUUGGAGGACGUCGAUUUGAAACUAUCUCCCGAUCAAAUCCGGGAAACUCUUAAUUACUUCAUCUUAUGCAGCAACCGGGUGAGCCAAAUGACCAAGACCUACAAUGAUAUUGAGGCAGUAACAAGGCUUCUAGAAGAGAAAGAAAAAGACUUGGAAUUAACAGCGCGCAUCGGCAAAGAGCUCUUGACGCAUAACCAGAAACUGGAGAGCACCGUCAAUGUCCUGGAGGCUGAGCUGAAGGCUGCUAAUGAGAAGAUCACUCAGUUGAGUCACGAGACGACAAAGAAAACAGAAUUGAUUCAAAUUCUGACCAACGAUGUGGACGAGUCGGUUUCGGAGGCUACAACACCAUCCGGUCUUCUGGGCAUCAAUCUCGAUGUUAUGCAGCGGAAGAUCAGUUCUCUCGAGGAUGAGAACAAAUCUCUGAAGUGCGAGUUUACCAAACUCGUGCACGAGACCGACGAUUGCGAGGAACAGGAGGCGCGCCUCGUCAAAGACAUUGCUGCUCAACUUGCGAAUGCAAACAUGGAGGUAGACGGGAUAGCAGAGGAGCUGGGUCGGCAGAAGGAGGAAAACAGGCUUCAGCAUGAGCAAAUAGUGAGCUUGACCGCAAAAUUAACCGAAACGGAGUUGAGGCUCGCGCGCUUGAUGUCCGAGCACGACGAAGUUGGAGCGACUCUAGUCAUAACCAGGGACAAUCAGAACACUCUUGCUAGUGAACUUGCCGAGUUCAAGGACCGUUACGCCGAGGUCGUGAAUUUAUUGGCAGAAACUCAGGAACAGCUGAGAAAGCAGAGGAAGAGGUCAAUGCCAACAGUUCGAGGCGGUGCGCUUUAUCCAUCUUUGGUCGCAGCUCCUCAGCCUGACUCGAUCGCUUCGGAACUCGAGUCUUCACUCUAUUCGGAGUCCAGUUUAGACUCCGGAUUAGGUGCCGAUCGAUUGCCGACGUACAAGAAAGUGUUCGAGACGGUUCGCAGCGCCUCGAGAUCUUCAUUCGGUGCUCCUAGCGAUGUUCAACAGUUCCCGCGGCUUGGCUCGAUGACAACUUCCACACACUCAAGUGGAUCUUCGGGUCCACGGAUGAGUCUUGGACCUCAGACGCGAACCAGAACGCGUGGACUGCCGAGGGUUGCUUCCGGUUUUCCAAGUUUGGACUCUGCCGGAUACAGUGAUAGCGAGGGUUCGCUUCUCACCGAUUCCGAGGAAUACCCAGCACCGCAACUACCAGGAGUUCCGGGAGCUCCAGGCGCAGCCGACCUCGAGGCAGCACUGCGUCGUCUCACCCCAGCAGAAGUGAUAGCUAGACGCGCCUGUCUGAGCACAGGAACGGGUUACACCUAUGACUACGAUGGCGGUGCCAAUUCCCCGCCAAACUUCCUGCCCUUCGGCUGUCGAACGCCCGACAGCAUCAUGUCGACCGGAAGCAGUGGCAAUCUCAGUGGCUUCAGCGGAAACAGUGCUUGGCGACUCCCCGAGAAACUGCAGAUCGUCAAGCCCAUCGAGGGCUCGCAGACGCUCCAUCACUGGUCGCAACUCGCGACGCCAACUCUCGGCGGUCUGCUGGAAGAGCGGCCGGGCGUGAAGACUCGUGGGGGCCGAGGCCUCGAAGAUCUCGGACUUGAAACGUACACGUUGACGGACGUCGAGGAGGAUGAGGAGUACGCCAAUCCCGGGAAGCUCUUCCAAGACACUGGCUCGAUUUAUACCUACACGAACAGCACAGUUCUGCAUCCCGACGAUCACACGAGCGUGACGGCGAGUGUCGCCGGGAGUAGGGUCGCGAGCGCCCCCGACAGCGAGAUGAAUUCGGGACUGAACACCCCGAGGACGCUCAGUCGACGGAACUCGACCUCGACAUUCUCGACGACACUCAGUCUCGCGAAAAUGCUCAACGAGCGCGGCAUCAAGGCAGUGACGCCCUCCUGUGUCGCGACGCCGAACGAGGAGAAGAACUUCUCGCCGACAGCGACGCCCUGCAACAGUCCGGACGGGAGUCCGUGCCAGUCAAGGUCGGCCUCGCCAUCGCCUACCUCGUCUCUCUCCUUUGGCCUGUUCACGACCGGCGCCGAGUUGCUGAAACGCACCUUUGGCAGCGAGACAACAACGUCCGCGGCUCCGCAGCAACAGCAGAAGCGCAAGCGAGCGAAAAAUCCGCUCUCGAGGUCGGAGAAGAAGGCUCUGACGGGGAUUCGACUGGUCGAGAAACUCGAGAGGAUUGGAAUUGAGGCGAUUAUGGCGAGUAGUUCGAGCACCUCGCCACUGGCUCUGCAGGGGGCGCUUUACACGAGGAGGAAUGAGAGUCCCAUGGCGCAACUGACUUUCCUCAGGAACUCGAUGUCCGGCAGCUUGAGCCAGGAGAAGCUCUGCUACUCCUCCUCCUCGGUCUCGUCGAUCAGCGAUGAUUCUGUCCCGUCGCUUCCGAGCGAUCGCUCGAGGGGCAGUGACUCGGAGGGGCUCUUGAGUCACUCGAAUCGACAGCGACGGGCCGGAAAUCGAUCAACGAGGCCCGAUUUGGGCCAAGUGAAGCCUCCGGUUGCGCCUCCUGUUACCAAGGAGUCGGCGGCGCAGUCUGCUCUUGGCACGAUCAGUUCGCUUCUCUUUGGCAGGAAAGGCGGUUUGCUCUAAAAGCCUCUUGAGAGCGAGUUUUAUUUUCUUUUUUCUUUUCUUUUGUCUCCUGAAAUCCCGGAAGCGAGUGUUGAAGAUUCCGAUGGUCAGGCUGUGAGAGAUUGGUUGCUCACUUGAGGUGUUUCCGAUGUUUUGCUGAAAUAGGGACUGAAAGUAUUCAAUUCACUUGAAUUUCUUUGAGUUUUUUUUUUCCUAUUCUUUCGAAAUCCUUGAAAUGAUUUUAAAUUUUUUAAUUCUUAAACUUUUUUGACUAUUUGAAUUCCUCUGAAUUCAAUUAAAUAUUUUUGAAUUCGUUGAAUGGUGUCGGUUUCUUGGAUUCCUUAAAAUUUCUUGAAUUUUUUUAGAUUCUUUACGUUGUUCUGAGUGUCAAACGUAAUUUUCAAGUCCCUGGAAUUACGUGUCUUGAAGGAGUUCGGGGAAUUCUCAGUAAUUCUGGUAAUUACUACAUUCUGGUUUUAUAUAUUAUUUAGAUUUUUUCUUAAUUCGCUUGAAUUUUUUUAACUUUUUAUGAGUUUUUUUUUUAAAUUCUUUGCAAUUUUUCGAAUUGCUUGAAAGGCUUUUAAACUAUUUCGAACACUUUUGAAUUCUUUAACUUUCAGGAAAGCUUUUGAAUUUCUUGAGUUAUAUGAAUUUCUUCAGUUUACUG